CUGUCAUGGUAGCCUCCUCGCUCACAUCCCAACUGUAAAGACAAACUGAGCGCGGAUAUUUUUGUUGUUUACUGGUUAAAUAUGAAGUAUUUGCUCCGGCUGGGGCGCUCGUUCGCCCGCCUUCAUGUCCGGUUAUGUCACCAGAGUGUUUACAGCCGCCAUACCAACGCAUGUAGAGUGGGAGUGGACCUCGGAGAGAAGAAACUUGAAAUCUCUUCAGGGAGGUUUGCCAGAUUUGCUGAUGGAUCUGCUGUAGUACAGCUUGGAGACACGUCUGUGAUGGUGACCGCUGUGAGCAAAACCAAACCUUCUCCGUCUCAGUUCAUGCCGCUUGUGGUGGACUACAGACAGAAAGCUGCAGCUGCUGGUCGGAUUCCCACCAACUACCUGCGGCGAGAGCUGGGCACCACCGACAAUGAGAUCCUCACCAGCAGACUUAUUGAUCGGUCGAUUAGACCUCUUUUCCCUCCUGGUUAUUUCUAUGACACUCAGAUCCUCUGUAACCUGCUAGCAGUCGAUGGUGUCAAUGAUCCAGAUGUGCUGGCUAUUAAUGCAGCUUCUGCUGCCCUGGCCCUGUCUGACAUCCCCUGGCAUGGACCAGUGGGUGCUGUGCGUGUGGGUAUGGUAAAUGGAGAGUUGCUGGUCAACCCCACAAGGGCAGAGAUGGCUUCUAGCAGUCUUAACCUGAUAGUGGCCGGAGCUCCCAGCAGUCAAGUAGUGAUGAUUGAGGCAUCAGCUGAAAACGUGCUGCAGCAGGACUUCUGCCAUGCUGUGAAGGUGGGAGUCAAACACACCCAGCAAAUCAUACAUGCCAUCCAGCAGCUGGCACGAGAGCAGAAGGUGACUAAGCGCACGCCGGUCAAGAUGUUUUCACCCCCGGCUGACAUGGUGGAACAUGUUCGGAGAUUAGCUUCUGAGAGGAUUUACGCUGUUUUUACCGAUUAUAGUCAUGACAAGAUUUCGAGAGAUGAAGCAAUCAACAAAGUUCGGCUGGAAACCGAAGAGGAACUUAAAGAAAAAUUCCCUCAGGCCGAGCCUUUUGAAGUCAUUGAAUCCUUUAACACUUUGAGCAAGGAAAUCUUCCGUAAUCUAGUGCUCAAUGAGUACAGGAGGUGUGAUGGAAGAGAGCUGACUGGUUUAAGAAACAUUUCAUGUGAUGUAGAUCUAUUUAAGCCGCUGCAUGGCUCGGCUCUGUUUCAAAGAGGACAGACACAGGUGCUGUGCAGUGUCACAUUUGAUUCCCUGGAAUCCAGCAUCAAAACAGAUAUUAUCACUACAGCUUUAAGUGGCAUCAAAGACAAAAACUUUAUGCUUCAUUAUGAAUUCCCCCCAUAUGCAACCAAUGAGACUGGAAAGAUGGGAGGCCUCAACAGGCGAGAGCUUGGACAUGGAGCUCUGGCUGAGAAGGCUCUGAGACCAGUCAUUCCUAAAGACUUCCCUUUCACCAUCAGGGUCACUGCUGAGGUGUUAGAGUCAAAUGGAUCCUCCUCUAUGGCUUCAGCAUGUGCAGGCAGCCUCGCUCUUAUGGAUGCAGGUGUGCCCAUCUCUUCUGCUGUGGCAGGUGUAGCCAUUGGUCUCAUCUCCAGGGCUAACCCAGAAAAACCUGCUGAGAUAGAAGACUACAGACUAUUAACAGAUAUUCUGGGAAUAGAGGAUUACCUCGGAGAUAUGGACUUCAAACUGGCGGGAACAAACAAGGGUAUCACUGCUUUACAGGCUGAUGUGAAGAUUCCUGGGUUGCCACUGAAGGUGGUCAUGGAGGCAAUCCAACAGGCCACAGUGGCAAAGAGGGAAAUCUUGGGCAUUAUGAACAAAUGCAUAGCAAAACCCAGAGAGAGCAGGAAAGAGAAUGGACCUGUUGUUGAAAAUGUUCGAGUACCUGUCUCAAGGCGAGCUCGCUUUGUUGGCCCUGGAGGCUACAACCUCCGCAGGCUUCAAGCUCAAACAGGUGUGACAAUAAGUCAGGUAGACGAGGAGACUUUUUCCGUGUUCGCUCCAACACCAGGAGCCAUGAACGAAGCCCAACACUUCAUCAGCGAGAUCUGCAAAGAUGAUCAAGAACAGCAGCUGGAGUUUGGUGCUAUCUACACUGCCACCAUCACAGAAAUAAGGGACAUUGGCGUGAUGGUGAAACUUUAUCCCAACAUGACUCCUGUCCUGCUGCACAACUCGCAGCUGGACCACAAACGGAUCAAACAUCCAAGUGCUUUGGGUUUAGAGGUGGGACAGGAGAUACAGGUUAAGUAUUUUGGACGGGACCCAACAGAUGGCAGAAUGAGGCUUUCACGGAAGGUGCUCCAGUCUACUGCUGCAAGCGUCGUAAAGAGACUGAAUGACAAACAGAGCAUCUCCAUGGGUUCAAGCGACAUGCAGACGACCAGUACAGAUUCGUGACACUCCCCCAUGACUGCCUAACUUCUGGCUUUUCUGUCAGAGUAGACUUGGACUGAGUCAACUUUCCCUUUUCAAACAACAGAUCUUGUUAUGAACUAUACAUAAAGAAGGUUACUCCGCUGCUGAGAGUAUGGAUGUGGCAAAAAUGCUGCUGACAUCAUGCCUCGGAGAAUUUGCACAAACAAAGGGAUAAGACGAGGAGGCAAACAUUUUCAAAAAUACAAGUGUCUACCCAUUUUCAUGCUCUGUUGUUUGACUGUAUCAAAGUUUUAAGAUUUUUCUUUCAUUACACAACAACAGUGCUUCUGUCAUUCACGUGUGUGAUAAUGUUGCCUCUUGAGGCAUAUUUGGUAUGUGCUGUAGCAGUGUGUCCACUAAAGAAAAGAAAGGCAAGUGGGUGACGUGUUAAAGAGAGGUGUUUUCUUAAUCUUUAUAUGGUGUCGCAUUUAUAUUAUAUGUGAGUAACUAAAAUGUAAAUAAAUAACCAGCCACGGGUGGGCCACAUGCCAGUGUACUCCUAGUGCUGUUACCAACCAUGGAUAAGUAGGUCAGGAAGGGGAUCCGAUGUAAAAUCUUCAAAUCAAAUAUGUGGAUCAUCAAGAAUGAACGACUACCAAUGGUGCUGUUGACCAGCAGGGUGCUGGUGGAAACUGCUGUGCAAGGACAAAGAAAGAGGAAAGAGGGAGGCAGCAGGAGAGAAGGAAAGGUUUGUAAAUGAGAGUUGGGACUUUCUAUAUCGGGAUUAUGGAGCUGCCAGAAAGGAGGAAAAGAGAAGCUUCAUUGAUGUAGAGAAGGAGGACCUGCAGAGAGCUCGUGUGGCAGAGAAGGAUGUAAGGGAUAGAGUGAGCUGAAGGCAGAUGAUCCACUAUGGCAGCAUCUAAAAGGAGUAGCAGUAUGGAGACGUAAUAUGUAAAUAAAGUCAUUAAUGAUUGCUUUAUUCAUGUCUUUAAGUCAACAAAACACCUUCCAACCAUGCCAGAAUGUACUGAGUGCAUGCAUGUCAAAUUUUCUUAAUAAAAAGCUGAUUUAA
Molecule: messenger RNA, 3424 nt
Organism: Oreochromis aureus
Lineage: Eukaryota; Metazoa; Chordata; Actinopteri; Cichliformes; Cichlidae
Product: polyribonucleotide nucleotidyltransferase 1, mitochondrial
Exons: 28
Coding region: 82-2394 (770 amino acids)
Biological process (GO): mitochondrial RNA 3'-end processing; mitochondrial mRNA catabolic process
Cellular component (GO): cytosol; mitochondrion
Molecular function (GO): polyribonucleotide nucleotidyltransferase activity; 3'-5'-RNA exonuclease activity; RNA binding
Source: RefSeq, a predicted model, not a curated record